This is a messenger RNA of Salvia hispanica, 1613 nucleotides long. The record is from RefSeq and is a predicted model, not a curated record. Lineage: Eukaryota; Viridiplantae; Streptophyta; Magnoliopsida; Lamiales; Lamiaceae.
CUUUGGCACAUAAUUAAACUGGUCCAAAGACAAUGCUUAAAAGGCAAGUAAAGUUGAUUACGUUUUAUCCUCAUCAAUCAUUCUUAUACAAGCUUUCCCCUUCCCACAAGAGCAGCAACAACCUCUAUGGAAGCUGCAAAGAAACACUGCAAAAACAAAGACAUCACCCUCGACGGGAACGACUUGCAAACCGAGCAUGUCCUACUCCCCGGCUUGCCUAACCAUCUAGCCUCCCUUUGUCUUGCAAAUCUCCCACCUUCCCUCCUUUACCGAGUCUGCAUUUCAUGGCGCCGCUUCAUCUAUUCUCCCAACUUCCCUCCUUUCUACUCUCUUUACGCACUUCUAGCACCAACCUCCCCUGCACCCGGCUCUGCAUGCCAAUACCACUCGGCUAGUUUCUUCUGCUUCGACCCCGUUGCAUGGAAGUGGAGAUCCCUUCCAAGCCCUCCCACUUCUUGCUCACCUCUCUGCAUGCUAAGCCGGCAUCCUUCUUACAUAUCAAGGAUCCUUCCAGUCCAAUCUAUCACGGCAUCAAGCCUUCUACUUCUCAUAGCUGCCAACACUCACAAUUUUCUCCCAGCACUUAGCCAUCCACUAGUAUUCAACCCUCUUUCCAGCAAGUGGAGCUUUGGGCCUCCGUUUACCUCUCCUAGGCGUUGGUGCGUCGCUGGAUCAAUGGGCAGCUCAGUGUACGUGGCAAGUGGGACGGGCGCACAGUACCAAAGAGACGUGGCAAGAUCUCUUGAGAGAUGGGACAUGUCAAAGAAGGAAGCAGAGUGGAUGUGGGAGACGAGGACAGCGUGUAAAGACGCAAAGCUUAGUAGAGAAGCCAUUGAAGCGAUCGGGUACAGAGGGAAACUCUGCAUGGUAAACAUAAAGGGGAGGGCGCUGAAAGAAGGCGCUGUGUACAAUAUUUCAAUGAAUAAAUGGGAGCAAAUGCCGAGGGGGAUGCUUGAGGGAUGGACUGGACCAGCAACAACAGACGACCAAUUUAUGUAUGUGGUAGAUCAGGAAACUGGAAGCCUGAGCAAGUAUGACUAUGAAAAUGAUUGCUGGGAAGAGUUUGUUGGGCCUUCGAAUCACCUGAAAGGGGCUCAGCAUAUAUCUGCAGGCCGUGGAAAAGUUUGCGCUGUUUCAGCUGAUGGCUCCAAGAUUUUUGUGGUGGAUGUUUCGGCAUCUGCAAUUGCAAGGCCUCCUAAGUUUUGGACAUUGGAGCCACCCGACGGUAUGGAAGUCAUUGCAGUCCACAUAUUACCAAGGAUGAGCAUGCAUCAGUCUUCUUGUUGAAUGCUACCAACUCAGUAGUGAAUCUGACGCUGUUUUAGAUAAACACAAAAGGAGGAAAAUGUCAUUUUUCAACUUCACUUGUAGAACAAACAAAUGAUAUCCUCCUCUUUGUUUACAUUAGUUUCAAACCUUUUCUUUACUAUUCCCAAUUUGAAUAUUCUUCCCAUAGAGAUUCCAAUACUCGUUUCUGCAACUUAUGGAACUUAUUUUUAUGUCUACAGAGUGCUAGAGAUCUUCCUAUGUAUCAGUAGAGUCUUUUAAGCAAAACAAUUGUAAGUUACAGAAAUAAUUUCAUGCCUAUGUAUGUUAUUAAACAUGAGUCCAAA